CACUGAUUACAUUCUCAUUGUUUACCAAAUACAUUUACUGUACUUAGAACGACAUUGGUGCUUUUGUGUUUACCCUUUUACCCUGCCCACAGUACCGGACGAGCUCGUGAUAGUCCCGCCUCUUUCUUUGAUGUGCCCGAGCAAAGAGCUAGAGCUGGGAGCGAGCGUUAUUGAACAAGGAGAAGAGAGGUGAAGGACACUCUUCGUCGGGAUUACGUCUCGGUGGUGAGUAAAGAUGGUGGUUCCCGAGAAUGCCACCGAGAUACAGCAAUUAGGUCACAGUGCUGCGACUGAGCUGGGAGGUGGACCAGGUCCUGAGUUUGAGGCUGACCAGAAUCAGUCUGAGAAAGAACUGGAGGAGGUCCGUAAGCUGCAGGACCUGGUGAGGAGGUUGGAGAUCCAGAACCAGCAGCUCAGGAACCGGGGAGUGAAGAGCAUGGGGGCCAACAGCAACCUUACAACGACAGGGAACAUAAAUGACAGGACCAUGGGAGGCUUGACAUUAACUGAGGGGGUUGCAAACAAAACUGUCCUGUUACAGCCUGAUGGGAACAUUAACUUGAGCAAUACCGUCACAAACUUGGACAUGCACCUUCAUGACAGCAAUAGCAGCAUAGAUAAGUUGACCAACCUAGAGCAUGUCAAUGACUUGGAGGUGGACCAGUGUGACAAUGUCAACAGCUAUUUGAACCUGCCAAGGAGUAACGACGAGGUGUCCUGUGACAAGGUCUCCUCCACAGCAGAGCUGACACACUCUGACUGUGAAGGAGAUCCUGGUGCUGAGGAGAAACUGGACCAGUCGGCUCUGGACGAGGUGGAGGUUUUGAACCUGGAGGAUGGUGAUGGUGAGGAUGAAGAAGAUAGUUGGUUGUACGUGUCUCCCAAGAAGCUUUUAGCAGGACAGCGACCCGAGAGCCCUCUGAAGUGGUGCCGUCAGGUCCUGGACCACCCCAGCCCAGAGACUGAAGUAGCAUGCCGCACCCUCAUGGGUCGCCUUGAUCAGACGACCCGGUGGAAGAACAUUUACAGCAGCCCAUCCCAGUGUGCUUCUAGCUCCACCUCAGAAGUGGGCUGUGCUAGCAAUGCCUUAAACUCUCCUGGGUAUCUCAAAUCGACUAACAAAACACUACUAACCUGUGGCAGCUCAGGCUACAUGAGCAUGCACUCUGCCCUGAGUUCCCAGUCCUCUGUUGACAGCGAGCAGAGCACCUCUGAUGACUCAAUUUCAAUGGGAUACAAACUGCAAGACCUCACUGAUGUACAGAUUAUGGCUCGCUUACAAGAAGAAAGCCUGCGUCAAGACUACGCCUCUAGCUCUGCCUCAGUGUCUCGACGUAGCUCCAGUGCCUCAUUGCACUCACUACGCAGGGGAACUUACAGUGACCAGGAGUUCGAUACCUACAGCCUGGAGGAUGAAGAGGAGGAUUGCUCAUUGUCUUACCGCAGCAACUACCGCUACUCCCCCUCCCCACUCAGCUCCCCUCGCUGCCAGUCUCCCAGUGCCAUGGCAGAGUACAGCAGAGCCACUGCCCCACAUGCCCGACCCCCACGUAGAUCCCUUCAGGGACCUGCCCCUGAGCUGGUCAGAUUUGCCAAGAAUGAAGAUGAAAUGCGGCGCAGCAUGCCCAACCUGGCCCGUACCAGCCUGCGCUCCCUGGAAGCAGUGAGGAACAGCCGCAGUGUAGAGUCCAACCUGCAAGUGCCCGGAAGCCGAAUCUCCCGCUUGCAGCACACUUCCACAGGUUUGCCUUCCAGUAAGCUGCGUGGCCCCUCUACUAGUAGCCAGUCACCAUUGUCAGUCCGUGCACCUGUGAAACCUGUGGGACAUGCAGGCUCUAUAGGGGCAUCCAGGCAGCCUCUGAAAGCAGCAGCAGUCUUAGGAGGCCCUUCUGGGGGCAUCUGCAGGAUUCAGUCACCCACGUGCUCCAUUUCAGGCUCCACGGGGGGAGUCUCAUCCACCAGCAGGAGCAUUGGAGUUGGAGGAAAGCACACCCAGGGCCGAACCCACACCUCCCUUGGGGGUCCCACUGGCUCACCCAGGGGAAGGCUGCCCCAGCCUUCCAGGAGGUCUCUGGGCUUAACGAAAACCUGCAGCCCUGUCAGAGAUGAGUCCUGGAAGGAUGGAUGUUACUGAAAACCCAGAGAGCUCUCCCAGUUCCCCGCUGAACACAAAGAUACACAUCAGCAGCUCCUAUUGAAGCACAAACCCAGCCGGCUGGGCCACAAGCUCUGUAUCAGACAUUAGAAAAUAUGCAUUCCUGCUUAGCAGGAGACACUCUGGCUGGUAUUUUUAAACUUCAAGUAAUCUGUGUAUAAACAUCUCCACAUUUUCAGUUCCCCGAACCAUAAAAGAUGGUGGACUUUUUAAAUUGUGUUUUGUUAGACUGCUGGAUGGAAAACUUUUUUUUCUGAAGCAGAAAUCAUUUUGUAAUCUCGAACAGAAAUUUUUAGUCAUCUUUUGCUACGGUGUAUAUAAGGAUUGUUCUUGAGGGCAAGUGAAAAAAAUGUCCUUUGCUGCAGAGAUCACAUAUUGCUACUCCAAGUAAAAAUGUCAACGUACUGUAUGAAAAUGCCAUCAAAUAGUGUCAUUUUCAUGACUGGGGGGGAUGCUCUUUAAAUCUAGUUUUAGUCUGUAGUGCUUCAGAUGAGAGGUGAAACUAUGCUUACAAAUGUCUGUCCCUUUUUAUCACAAAUACAUGUUUUGCUAGCCAUGACACUGCACUACUUUACUGUUAGCCACACAGUCACCACAAAACCAUUUUUUAUAAAAAAAAAUAAAUAAAAAAAAUCUGUGUUUUAUUGUUCAAGCCAAAUUAUAUUAGAUGUCUGUCUGCCAAGUGUUUGGUUUGCAUAGAUUUUGAAUCUGGGCAUAUACAGAGAUGUCUGUGCAUCUAUACAUUUUUGCAGGUGCAUAUGGUGAAUGUAGGUCUUGUUGAUCUACUUUUUCAUGAAACUGGCUAGUUACAAUUAUGAGUGGCUACAUGUUGCUAACAUACUUUAAACAAUUAAAUGGCUUGUUUUUAGAAGAAGAAAAAAAGUACUGCAACCCAAAUUACAGAAACAUAAGAAUUUUUUGUGACAUAUCUGGGUUGAAUUGAACAAGGAGGCCUUUUCAAACUCUUGUGGAGUCUAUAAUUAAGAUUCUUUCACUUCUGAAGUGACGGUUGUGCUAUCGGAAGUUAACAGAUCUACACUAAGCAUUUGGGUUCUGAAGGCUGCAUCACCAUUGUUUUGUUAAAUUGUCUUAAUAAUGCUCUUUAUUUUUAUAUAGCACCUUUCAUAGUUGACCACCAU
Polyodon spathula (Mississippi paddlefish) is the source of this 3294-nucleotide messenger RNA. RefSeq names its product SLAIN motif-containing protein-like. Lineage: Eukaryota; Metazoa; Chordata; Actinopteri; Acipenseriformes; Polyodontidae. Gene Ontology annotation, cellular component: microtubule plus-end. The coding region runs from base 236 to 2134 and encodes 632 amino acids. The transcript is spliced from 9 exons. The record is from RefSeq and is a predicted model, not a curated record. Gene Ontology annotation, biological process: microtubule nucleation; cytoplasmic microtubule organization; positive regulation of microtubule polymerization.